AUGUGCGAUAGUUUUAACAAGCAACUGCUGCAGAUGGGAGGAAACUCGGUUCCUGCUCACAAAGGUGUUGUUCAUGGUCAUAUCCACAAUUACAAUAAUUUAACUUAUAUCCACGGUCACAUUCACAAGAACGAUGUUGAAGAUGGAGCUGUACCGGAUCCAGAUGAUGUUUUGAACUGUGCUCAGUACCAGGAUUGCGAGCAUUUUGAGUUUAUAAAUUGCCAUAGUCUGAAUCUGUUUGGUGAAAAUGGUGAUACCAACGAAAAACAGCCUGCAGUGCAAUCGAACUCUUCACAGCAUCACCUCGAGCAACAGAACGAACAGAAAGGCCCACCUCGGUUUGUGGAAAUCACCUCUGAUGAUAAAAAUGAAGCAGUACCGAAUUCUCUCAGCAAUGCAUUGGACUUCCUGGACUGUCACUUGACUUGUGAUUCACCAAUGUUGGAAGAUGAAGAUGAAGACGAGGAUAUAGAAGACGAAGACGAUGAAGAGGGACGCGGAAAAGGACGCGGGGAUGAAGAGUAUACAAAGAAGGAACUGGACAAGAUAUUAAAUAACGAUAGUACUUCGAAUUUAAACUUGGGUGCUAUUUCACAACAGCACUUGCAGGCAUUGGAUAAUGGUGCUACCUCGAGCAACAACAACAGCAAGCUUAUCCACAGUGAGAAUUUCAAAAUUGCUAAUCCCACUCUCAAUACUCCACUCCUCAACGAGGAGAAUGGCAAUCUUACUGUAGGUGUGGACCAUCUACAGAAUGGCCUUCCAGACCCUCUCAGUAUCAAUAUGAAAAAUGAACAGGCUCAUCAACUUGAAGAUGAGAUGAACAGAUUCUUGACACCCAGCAGUACUAAUUCUCAGAAUUUGAGUGUAAAACGUGAAUCACCUAAGAGCAUAAACCCUUCUGCUGUUAACGUUAUGGACAUUAGCGUCAAACACAACAAUAACCGUGAUCUCCUAGGUUUGAAACCAGAACUGAAGAGCGAGGAAUUGCACGAUUUAAAACAACAAUGUAUCGAUAUGGAGGACAACGACGAUGAUAAGGAUACCUCGGUAGAUGACCAGUUAUUUGAAAAUCUCUGUUCCCAAUGUGUUGUCAAUUACGAGUUAAUGGAAACCCCACAUUUUCAUCAUAAUUCUCACUCUCAUAUUAUAAACACACCAACAGAUAUGAAGGUAUUGAAGGAUUUGUCUAGCAUAUCCACAUUGUAUGAACUGCUAGGAAAGCACGAACACACCCACGAUAAUCUAAAUGAAAAUAAUCCUCAACAUCAUGAUCAUGUGUCAAUGAAUCUAUUGCAUUGUACCUUGAACGGCUACAACGAAUACAAUCAUACUGAGAAUCAACAUAUCCAAUUAAAACAAUCUCACGAUCAUGAAUGCGAUCACGAUCACGAUCACGAUGAUUCUCAUCAACACCCUGACCAAAACAUGGAUGAAGAUAAAGAAGAAGAUGAAGGAAAGAAUCAUCAUUAUCACCAUGGCUGUGGGCAAACCCAAGACCAAGAAUAUGCUCAACUUCCUCUUCAUUCACAUCGAAUAACUUCUGAUUUAAAUACUGAUUUAAUUGCGAAUACUAUCAACUUCAACUGGUCAUUCAAUACAAAUAACGAGCCUAUCUAUUGUCAAUGGGAUGACUGUCUACAGCCUUACGACAACCUGCUAGACUUACAAACUCACGUUUUAAAAGAUCAUGUCGCAAUAGAUGACUCAAAAGUUUUGUCGUGUAAGUGGACUGAAUGUGACUUCAACACAGCAGAUCCAUGUACAAUGGUUAACCACGUCAAUGGAAAACACGGUAUAAAUUUCGAUGUGAAGGUUCUUGACAACAAGACUAUGGCCAAACAAGUUACCGCUCACAAACAACUUCAUGAAGAACCACAAUCUUGUAUUUGUAAAUGGGCAGGAUGUAACAAGGAAUUUGAUUCCGCGAAGUCCUUGAAUGAACACAUAGAAAAUUUCCAUGUUCCAAGUGGGCUGAGCUCAUACAAGUGCGAAUGGGAGGGAUGUAACAAAGUAUUUGUUCAGAAACAAAAGCUAAUUCGUCAUUUGAAGGUACAUUCCAAAUACAAGCCGUUUAGGUGUGCAGAAUGUGGUAAAUGUUUCAACACACAGGACAUUCUCACGCAACAUCUACGUGUUCACUCAGGAGAAAGACCUUUCAAGUGUCAUCUAUGUCCCAAGAGCUACUCAACUUCAUCAUCAUUAAGAAUUCAUAUCCGAACGCAUACGGGAGAAAAACCUUUAAGUUGUCCAAUUUGCAAUAAGAGGUUCAAUGAAUCGAGUAACUUGGCUAAACAUAUUAGAACACAUAAACGAGAAAACUGCCGAAACAGCAAAAGGGUAUAA
Messenger RNA from Kluyveromyces lactis, 2346 nucleotides. RefSeq names its product Zap1p (gene ZAP1). The transcript has a single exon. NCBI's taxonomy places the organism in Eukaryota, Fungi, Ascomycota, Saccharomycetes, Saccharomycetales, Saccharomycetaceae. Gene Ontology annotation, cellular component: nucleus. Gene Ontology annotation, biological process: regulation of transcription by RNA polymerase II. The record is from RefSeq and is a predicted model, not a curated record. Gene Ontology annotation, molecular function: RNA polymerase II cis-regulatory region sequence-specific DNA binding; zinc ion binding; DNA-binding transcription factor activity, RNA polymerase II-specific. Bases 1 to 2346 code for a protein of 781 amino acids.